AUGGCUGCAGCUUCACAGUAUUUCCUUCUAAUUCUGGUCUUGCUGGAUACACACGCAUCGCAGCCUUUCUGUGUGCCAGGAUGUACCUGCUCAGAGGAGAGUUUUGGCAGGGCUCUGCAGUGCAUGUCUACCUCUUUGGGAAAAAUUCCAGGAAACCUUCCUGAAGAGUUCAAGCAAGUGCGAAUUGAAAACUCACCCUUAUUUGAACUCUCCCGAGACUCUUUCAGCAACAUGAGCACCUUGGAAUACCUUUGGCUCAACUUUAACAAUGUCACCGUGAUCCAUCUAGGAGCCCUGAACCACCUGCGGGAACUCAGGGAGCUGAGACUGGAGGGGAACAAACUCCGGGCGGUACCAUGGACAGCGUUCCGCGACACCCCUCACCUGAAGGUCCUGGAUCUGAAACACAACAGGAUUGAUGUACUUCCGGAGCAGGCUCUUCAGUUCCUGGUCAAUCUGACCUACCUUGACCUGUCCUCCAAUAGGCUGACGGUUGUAUCCAGCAGUGUCUUUGUGAACUGGCUGACCUACCAGAAACACCAGCAUUCUGCGUGCGGGGCCGAGAUUCUCUCCAGCAUAGUGCUGGCACUGCACAACAACCCCUGGGAAUGUGACUGCAGGCUGAGGGGACUUGUCCAGUUUGUCAAGUCUGUUAGCUUCCCGAUAAUCCUGGUGAACUCCUAUCUGAUAUGCCAGGGCCCUCUCUCCAAGGCAGGGCAGCUUUUUCAUGAGAUUGAGCCCAGUGUUUGCAUGAAGCCAAAGAUCUCAACCCCCAGUGCCAAUUUCACUAUCCAGGCAGGACAGAAUGUGACCCUACGGUGCUUGGCUCAGGCCAGCCCUUCACCAACCAUUGUGUGGUCCUACCCCCUGAGCAUGUGGAGAGAAUUUGCUGUACUGACCUCGUCCACUGUGGAAGAUGCUGCCCUGUCUGAGCUGGUCAUCCCAACUGCGCACCCAAUGGACAGCGGCAACUACACAUGUGUGGCCUCCAACUCUAUGGGCCGCAGCGCCCUGGCCAUUCCUCUGCGCGUCCAGCUGGCUCGGGAGCCACUCACCGCCUCUGCUGCUUCCAUGUCCCAUGUGGAGCUGCACGUGGCCGAGCACACAGUGCGUGGGGUCCUGCUGAAGUGGCUUGCAGUGGCCCGCACCGCUGAGGAGAAAGGCUUCACACUCCACAUCGCCUCGGACGAAGCAGGCCGGAAGGAGGUGGUGCACCUCGGUCCCGGCAUCCACUCCUACACCGUGCAUGACCUCCUCCCCGGAACCAAAUACGAGGCGUGCCUCAGCCUGGGCAACCAGAGUCCCCGCAAGGGCCCGUGCGUGGUCUUCGUGACUGGCAGCAUCGGUAGUGAUCUGGAGGGCCGUGAGCGCCUGCUGCACGCCACGGUGGUGCUGUGCGCUGUCCUGCUGGUCGUGCCUGUGGGUGCCUACGUGUGGGCAGCCCAGGGCACCUGCAGCUGCCACCAGGGCUGCUGUCCUCGCCACAGGAGACCGCCCAGGUGCCCCCAGGCAGGGCCACUGUGCAAAGACAGCUCCUUUAGAGAACACACAGCUGUCUGUGAGGAUGGCCGCGCACACAGGGACCUGCAGGGGGGUGGGGAAGAUAGCAGCUGA
Messenger RNA from Chinchilla lanigera (long-tailed chinchilla), 1614 nucleotides. RefSeq names its product leucine-rich repeat, immunoglobulin-like and transmembrane domains 2 (gene Lrit2). NCBI's taxonomy places the organism in Eukaryota, Metazoa, Chordata, Mammalia, Rodentia, Chinchillidae. Gene Ontology annotation, molecular function: protein binding. The coding region runs from base 1 to 1614 and encodes 537 amino acids. The record is from RefSeq and is a predicted model, not a curated record. The transcript has 3 exons.